Mercurialis annua (annual mercury) is the source of this 1088-nucleotide messenger RNA. Its product is annotated as peptidyl-prolyl cis-trans isomerase CYP28, chloroplastic. The record is from RefSeq and is a predicted model, not a curated record. The transcript is spliced from 2 exons. Gene Ontology annotation, cellular component: chloroplast. NCBI's taxonomy places the organism in Eukaryota, Viridiplantae, Streptophyta, Magnoliopsida, Malpighiales, Euphorbiaceae. Gene Ontology annotation, molecular function: peptidyl-prolyl cis-trans isomerase activity. The coding region runs from base 95 to 946 and encodes 283 amino acids. Gene Ontology annotation, biological process: protein peptidyl-prolyl isomerization.
UCCUUUAACAAACUAAAUAUCCUCAUCUCUUUCCCUUGCCGCUUCACCAAGUUAACCAUGUCCACUCACUUUCACAACCACCACCACCAACACCAUGGCCUCCCCUCUAACCCCUCCGCCAUCACCACCACCCUUCAUCCCCCACCACCAUCUCCACCACCACGCUCCUACAUUUCUCUCCACAGCCCCCAUUCUCACCCGCCGCUCCCUCCUCCUCUCCACAUCCUUAUCCACUCUCACACCAACACCCAUUGACACCACCAUAACCGACCGUAUUUUCAUGGACUUCUCACUCUGCCCUAACUAUUUCCGUCCAGACAGAACUCUUUCAGACACCGUAGCAACUCUCUGCACCGAAUCCACCUCUCUUGGCCGGAUUAUCCUAGGACUCUACGGCAACCUAGUCCCGGUCACUGUAUCUAACUUCAAAACCAUGUGCAAAACUUCUAGUUUUUCUUACAAGAACACACUUGUUCAUAAAAUACUUCCCGGUCAGUUUUUUGUCGCCGGAAAACAAGGGAGGAGGGAUAAAGGAGAGGUGAGAUUGGCGGUGGAUCAGCUGGUGAGAAAUACGGAGAGUGUUGAUUCUAAAGCGUUUAAGCUUAGACAUUCGAGAGCUGGGAUUGUGUCUCUGUGUUUGUCGGAGAAUGAUGAUGAGGAUGAAGUUAAGCUUGAUCCUGAGUAUAGAAAUGUUGAGUUCUUGAUUACUACUGGACCUGGUCCUUGUCCUCAGUUGGAUAAUAAGAACAUUGUGUUCGGAGUUGUUCUUGAAGGAUUGGACGUUGUACGAAGCAUAGCUUCAAUCCCAACAUACCAACCAGCAGAAAAAAUAAGGCAAUUCAAUGAGUUGGCAUCGUUUCUAGGAGAUGAAAGAGCACAGAAUGCUCGAGCCAGUUGGAACAAACCACUCAAGACUGUUUUCAUCAGUGACUGUGGACUGCUUUAACUCUCUCUUUCCCUCCCAUCCUUAAUCUCAUCAUUCCUUCACUCAGCUUCAUGUGCAUACUUUUCCAUGUUUAUUCAUCACUAAACAAAGAUUUUAUAUUAUGUAAUGAAAAAUUAAUGUGCAAAAGCCAUAUAUUUUUUUA